This is a messenger RNA of Lactuca saligna, 687 nucleotides long. Lineage: Eukaryota; Viridiplantae; Streptophyta; Magnoliopsida; Asterales; Asteraceae. The record is from the annotation of a GenBank genome assembly.
AUGGUAGCAGCUGAGGAGGCAUCGGAGGUGAGCGGCCGGGAAGGAAGCGUCGGAGGAUGGCAGUCAACGACAUGGAUUAAGCGUCGACAUUUGGUGUGGCCGGAGAAGGCGACAUCUGGUCGGAGAUGGAGACCACCAGAGGAAUCAGGAUUCCUAAAUACCUGUAAACGUAAUCAAAACGAGAUAUUUAAUAGUCAAAGGAGCGAACGAUUAGGGCAGAUUGGCAACAGGAAAUCGAUGUCGAGUUCGUCAAGCACCAACAUCAGAACGUGCUAUUGUGGAGAUACGGUUGGAAUGUGGACAUCAUGGACUCGAAAGAAUCCAGGUCGGAGGUUUUUUGGUUGCCCAAAUUACAUGGAUGAAGAGAAGGACUGUGGGUAUUUUCGUUGGAUUGACCCACCACUAUUGAAUAAGUGGUAUAAAGAAAGAAUGUAUGAGUUAGGAGCUGUUGCUAAUGGGGGUGUAGCUAUUCCUUUUAAUAACCCUGUUAAUGAAGGUGAAAUACCUGUUGAUGGCCCUAUUGCCCCUGUGAAUGUUGAUGUCCCUAUUGCCCCUGCGAAUGCUCUUGAACCUGAUAAUCAAAUUGCAAUGUGUGACAAUACACAUGUGCCUAGUAAUGAAUUUGGAUUCUGCAAGUGGAUGAUGGUUUGUUUUGUUUGUUUCAUUGUAGGGAUGAUGUAUGGUUAG